Lodderomyces pseudojiufengensis is the source of this 1341-nucleotide messenger RNA. RefSeq names its product type 2C protein phosphatase (gene PTC6). Bases 1 to 1341 code for a protein of 446 amino acids. Lineage: Eukaryota; Fungi; Ascomycota; Pichiomycetes; Serinales; Debaryomycetaceae. Gene Ontology annotation, biological process: protein dephosphorylation. The record is from RefSeq and is a predicted model, not a curated record. Gene Ontology annotation, molecular function: protein serine/threonine phosphatase activity. The transcript has a single exon.
AUGUCCAUUAACAUACUACCGAAAUGCGCAAAAUUUAAAAAUAUCAAAACCCUACAGAGCUGGAAUUUUUAUAGAUUAAUUUCAGAUUCAGUAGUUUUCACAGCAGUCGAUAGAUCACCAUCCAUCCCACUUGGUCAAACAAAUCCAUUAAAACAGGGGAAAUUAAGAGUUCAAUUACUCAAAAGUCCAUCACAUCUAGGUCAUUCUACAAGUCGAGUGAAUCGAGCUUAUAAUGAAGAUAAAUAUAGUGCUAAAGUUUUAACAAUUAAUGAUAAAGAAAUUUUAAAUUUUAAUAUAUUUGAUGGACACGGAGGUGAUGAAUGUAGUAUUUAUUUAACUGAAAAUUUAGCAGAAAAUGUUGAAAACGGUGAUAACCUAAUUAAAACCAAAAAGGCAAGAGAAGAUUUAAUAAAAAAAUAUGUUAAAAAUAUUGGAGGUUAUUGGAGACGAUGGUCAAAACAUAGAGAAAAGACAUUUGAAACAUGGCAAAAUAAUCGACUAAAUUUAAAAAAUUUUAAAAAGGAAUUAAAACAAGAUGAUUUAAAUUUUAGAAUCCCUUUAACUUUUUUAAAAACUGAUUAUGAUUUUUUUCAAAAUAAUACUAAACUGGGAUCAACUUGUACUUCAAUAUUUUUACAAACAAUAUAUAGUAAUUCAACUAAAAAAUUUCAACCAUUUUUUGAAAAUUAUUAUUUUAAUAGAAAUACAAUUUCAAAAUUAACAAUAGCUCAUUUAGGUGAUACUCGUGCAAUAAUAGUUGAUAAAAAUGGAUUAGCAAAUGGAGUGACUGAUGAUCAUCAUCCACUGAACCCGCUUGAAAGUACAAGAUUAAGGAGAUAUGCAGCAAAUUUUUUUAUGACUGAUUCUUUUGGUGAAGAAAGAUUUAUAUCAUUAGCUAAUACAAGAUCAUUUGGAGAUAUAGAUUAUAAAGAAGUUGGAGUAACUGCAGAACCAGAUAUUAUACAAUUAAUAGUUGGUGAUUCAACUGAAAUUAAAAAACAGUUGACCCCAGAUGAAAUUCAAAAAUAUACAAUUGGAGGUCUUGGAGGUGAUGAAUGCUUUUUGGUGCUAUGUACUGAUGGAGUUACAAAUAUAUUAACAGAUCAAGAAAUAGCAGAUAUAAUAAUGACACAACAUAAAAAAUUAGGUAAUAAAGCAACUCCACAAAUUUGUGCUCAAGAAGUUAUUAAAUUUGUUGAAUUUGUUGGAGGUGAUGAUAAUGCAACUAUUUUAGUUAUAAGAUUAAAUGGUUGGGGAAAUUGGCCAAAUUUAGAUAGAACUGGAGAAUUAAGACAAAGUAGAUUAGAUGAUUUUAAUCCAAGACGUGGUGGAAGUGGUUAA